ACACCCCUCUUCUACCUCUGUUGUCGUCAUCUCUACGAUAUUUCUCCAACAUUCUCUCCCUUCAUCUGAAGCUUCCAUCCGUGUUUUUGUCCUCCUUGAUUGAUUCCAUCCCAUUUUAUUGCUGUCUGCCGUGUCUGAUGAAUUUUGAGCCACAAACAUAUUUUGAUAAUCCCAGUUGGCAAAAAUUCUUUCUUCCUAUUUUUCUGGAUUCAAAAGUUCCUGUAGAAUCUGAGUAAUCAGGAGUUAAUUGAACGGUUGAGGCAUUAAAGACUUCCAACAAAUUAGCCCCGUUUUCACAUCCUCCCUCAUUUAUCUCCCUUAAAGUCAUUGUCCUUUCUGCUGAUUAUUGGUCCAUUUUCUAAAUUUAGUCAAUAAAGAUUAGGAUCAGAAACAAGGUGCAAUAUAGAAAAGACCAAGAUUGCCGGUACAGACAGAUUGAGAGAGAAAAAAGGAGAGAUGUUUGUCAUUGACAGACAAUUUUAGACGGCCUUUUUGCUGCAUUUUCUUGAUAAUAAUGGAUUCUUGUUCUUAUUAUGAAUAUUAUUCUUCAUUCUUCUUUGAUCUCUCCACCCAUUUGAAUAAAGUGCGGUGUUUUCUUUCCCUCGUGCUUUGCACCAAGAAACGAUGAAUAAGAAUUAUUGGAGAGCUCAGGUUUUUUGAGUAAUUUUUCCAGUGCAGGAUCAUCAGAGUUCGUCAAAAAUGGCUUCUUCUCAGGUUGAGAUUGCGUCAUCUUCUCCGUUUGGUUAUGUUUUGAAGGAUCGUAAUCGGCACGAUCAUCGAUACAGGACAAGGGAGUCCAAUGCGUUUCAGAAGAAUUUCAAGGACUUGGUUCAGACACACCUGAAUUCUUGCAGUCCAGGUCAUUCAAGAAAUUCUGGCCCUGUUUCCAAUGGCAAAUUGAGUCACCAGAUUGAUUAUACAGAUUUAUGGGUUCACAAUCCGCGGAGUCAUACCAAUGAGGAUAAUCAUCAUUCUUGUAAUUUUGAUGACAGGAGAAUGUCUGGUCAUACAGAUUCCAAUGAGAAUUCUCCUCGUCAUCAUAUUGAUUUUACCGAUUUGUGGGUUCACAAUCCACAGAGAAACAACAAUGAAAAUAAUCCCAAGGAAAGUAGAGCUGGGGAAAAAUGGGAUAAGGCAAGAGAAAUGGUAUUUGCUUUUGAGAGAAAAAGCCAAGAAAAAACAUCAUCAGGAGGGCAUGUUUUGAAUUCUCAGAGGGGAAGAAGUCCUGACAGCCCAUCAUCAGGGCGGCCUGUUUCGGCUUCUCAGAGGGGGACGAGCCGUGAAGUUGUACCCCAAGAGCCUGUUGCAUUAUUUCAGAGGGGAAAGAGCCAAGAGGAAAUCACAUCAGAGCAUGAUUUGAGAUCCCAAAGGGAGAAUUCCCCUGUAAAAUCUGAAAGUUCUGUGGAGGCGCAAAGUUUAGGCGGAGUGUCUUUCCUUGUGAGGAUGUGGAGAGACUUUGAGGCUGAGGCUCGGUGCUUCAGCGCAACCAAUUCACCUGUUUGUAGCUCUAGGAGCAAUUCCGUAAUGUUUUUCAAUGAUAAUUCUUCAUAUGCUGAUGCCCCUCUUCGAGGGGCUGAUGCUGGUGAGGAAUUUGCCGAUUUAAGGCCUGCAACCCCUUCUAAGAGUGAGGACUUGUUUCUAGACUGGGAAUCUGAUCAAACAGGCUUGAGUGGUCCACCUUCCUCUCGAGGUAGAGAUUCUGAUGCUACUGAGAGUGAGAGAAUCAGGGUAGCUGAUAUCAUCAAAAAACUGUCGUCUAAUGGUGAAGAUCACAACGAUACAAUUAGCCAACAUUCAUUGCCCCGUGUUCGAACAUCACUGGAAAAGGCAGAACAGAGAGUUUUCUCUCCAGUUUCCAGUUCUCCUCGGAUUAGAGGUCGUCAAGCAUUCACUGAUUUGUUAAUGCACUUGGAGCGUGAUAGGCACAGGGAGCUUGAAAGGCUUGUAGAUAAAAAAGCAGUUUCCAGAUUCUCACAUAGAGGCCGCAUUCAGGCUAUGCUCCGGGUUAGAUUCUUGCGUCGUGGAGCUGAAGGAAAAGAUGGUCGCCAAUCUAAUUCUGCAUCAUUUGACUCAAAAAGACUUGCUCCAUCAGCCAUUGUGAAUAUAAGGGAGAGAUUCAUGGCGCAGGUUCGGCAUUCUGGAACAGAUUCGAGAUCUCAACAAGGCGAGGCUGUAGAUAAAAUCACCGAGGGGGAAAAAUCUCCCAUGAUAUAUCAACAAAGAAAAGAGAAUCAUCAACAAGAACUCACCGAACCAACAAAAUCACCUAAAGCUGUGGUAGACAAUGACGUAGAUGCACAAGAACCUAUUAGAGAAAAUCAAAUUGUAGGUACUAACUACCAUGAAUCAAAUACAACGGUCCGUCAAAAUGCUGUCCAAGUACAGAGGUCAGAAAUUUUACAUCAAGAAGCUAUUUCGAGCUCAGGUGUUAUGCAACAGAGGACAAGUUCAGGAUCUGAAAAUGAUGGCAAGACAGAAGUUACCUCGACAGCAAAUUCCAUGAAAAUGGAUGAAGCAAAUGAGAAUUCAGAAAUAGAAGAGUCCAGCAACCAAAAUCUUAUAGCAAGCACCAAUGGGUUUAUGGAUGAUGCGUAUAAGGCACAAGGUGAUUGGAAGGAGGAUGAAGGCACUCAUCAGGACUUAGUAGUCAGUGAUUAUGGUCAGGAAACUGAUGUUUUUCAACCAUUCGAAUGGGAAGAAUUACAGGAUGAUUACGAGCAGGAAGUAGAUAUGAACCAAGACUGGAUAAGUGAUGUCUCUCGCCCUCGUAGUACUUGGGAAGAUCUCAGACAAGCAAGAUAUCAGGAAAUGCUUGAUCCGUUCAUGCAGAAUGAUGAAAUCCGCCAACUUCUUAAUAGAAAAAGCGUUUCAAAUUUCCUUUCCAGUGGUCUGAGAGAGGGUAUAGAUAGACUGAUGAUGUCACGCACACAAAGUCAACCAAAUGAACAGGCCAAUCAGAGACAGGAAGAGUACAAGUCAUAUCAAGUGGAAGAAGAAGUGACAAAGGAGGUAGAAAUGCAAGAAGUACAGAAAGAACCUGAAGAAAGAGUAGAAGAGGAAGAAGAAAUUGCGGAUCACAGUAAUGAUCUUGGAGAAGAUGAGUCGGAUGAGAUCCAAACAGGACGAGAAUACACUGAAUCCCAGGAUUAUUUUGGACAAACAACAUCGUGGGACUACAAUCAAGAUAAUGAAGUGGGUGAUAACUACUUUGAUCCAACUGAAUUUGAAUCUCCCGAACAACCUCUCUCACCUUCUUCCCCUCCGGAAACUCAACCAAGCUCUUCCUUCACUAAUCAUCCUUCAAUAGAAAUGGAGUUCAUCUAUGAGUUGAGAGGCAACAUGGAGCAACUCCAUCAAGAGAUCUCUGAACUACGAAGAUCAGUAAAGAGCUGCAUUGACAUGCAGGUCAAGUUACAAGAAUCCCUUACGCGGGACGUGACAACUGCUUCAUGUCAUUCAGGUACUGGAAGAAAGAAAAGAAAGGAUUCAUCACAAAGUAAGAAAUCCGGCAGAGGAAGAUGUUAUAUUUGCUAUGAGAUGCAAAUAGAUUCUCUUCUUUACAGAUGUGGGCACAUGUGUACGUGCUUCAAGUGCGCCAGUGACCUGCAAUGGGGCAGUGGAAAAUGUCCAAUUUGUCAAGCUCCAAUAAUCGAUGUCGUGCGCGCUUAUGCUUUUUCAUGAAGUACAGAUGAUUGAGUUCAUCAGAAGGGUUGUGUAAAACCUAGAGUUUUUAUCCAAUAAUGGAUAAAGAAGGAUGAAUUUUUGCUCCUGGUUUUUUCACCUUCUUGCCUUCUUUUUUGCUCAGUUAUUUUUCUGUCUUUGCUCCUCAUUGCAGUGCCGGUUUCCUAAUCUAAGUUAGAUGCCACUGUAGGAAAAAAAUUUGCUAGUUGAUUGCCCGUGUUCACGGGCUUAACUAACUAACGUUUACCACUACUUGCUCUGUAGAUCUUACUCAGUUUAUUCUGUCAGAAGAAGUAAAGCAUUCAACCAAUUUUCUGGUUUAUUGACACAAUGCUAUCAAGUCUCAUGAAUAUA
Messenger RNA from Coffea eugenioides, 4035 nucleotides. RefSeq lists its product as uncharacterized. The coding region runs from base 700 to 3681 and encodes 993 amino acids. The transcript has 7 exons. The record is from RefSeq and is a predicted model, not a curated record. Lineage: Eukaryota; Viridiplantae; Streptophyta; Magnoliopsida; Gentianales; Rubiaceae.